AUGGACAAAUAUCCUAAUUCAGAAAUCCAACUCCCUCCUGGAUUUAGAUUCCACCCUUCUGAUGAGGAACUAAUUGUUCACUAUCUGAGAAAAAAAGUGACUUCAUCACCCCUUCCUGCUUCAUUCAUAGCAGAAAUAGACCUUUACAAGUAUAAUCCAUGGGAGCUCCCAAGCAAAGCUUUGUUUGGAGAGGAUGAUGAAUGGUACUUCUUUACUCCUAGGGACAGAAAAUAUCCCAAUGGAGUGAGGCCCAAUAGAGCAGCUGGUUCAGGUUAUUGGAAGGCGACUGGAACUGACAAACCCAUUUUCACUUCUUGUGGGAUAAUAAAGAGCAUUGGAGUUAAGAAGGCCCUUGUGUUCUAUAAGGGUCGUCCACCAAAAGGAUCUAAAACUGAUUGGAUCAUGCAUGAGUACAGAUUGCAUGAUUCAAUGAUCUCAAAUUCGAAGCAAAAAGGGUCCAUGAGACUUGAUGAGUGGGUGCUAUGCCGGGUUCGGCAAAAAUCUAGCUACUCAAGAAGCAUUUGGGAAGAUUCAAAUGACCUUAUUUAUGAACCAACCAGUCAGUUUCUACAAAUGAAUCAGAACUCUAACCCUGAACAAGUCAAAAACACCGUGCACAAUGAAUUCCCAAUGUUACCUUAUAUUCUGGCUUCUAAGAGUGCUAUGCCUAAUUCCAUUAGUAUGGCCUCGAGCUCAGACUUCGAUUGUAUUGAUGAUGUAAAAGCAUAUGCAUCAUUGCAUGAAGAUAAUUUUAACAUAAUAGGAGCCCUGGCACCUUUGGCUGAAGGCUUGUUUAGUCCGCAGAAGAGAAAAGCCACUGAAGAAAAUGAGUUGGACUUGUAUGCUCCCCUCAAACUAAGCAAAGAAGUUGAUGAUGGGAAGCAAAGAAUUGAGAUAGAGGGAAGAAAAGGCUACAAUUUCAAUAACUUUGACCAGUGGAGUUCCAUUAAAGAACCCCAAGAGUUUAAUAGCUUAGCCUUUAUGGGAUAUACAUGA
Molecule: messenger RNA, 996 nt
Organism: Abrus precatorius (Indian licorice)
Lineage: Eukaryota; Viridiplantae; Streptophyta; Magnoliopsida; Fabales; Fabaceae
Product: NAC transcription factor 29-like
Exons: 3
Coding region: 1-996 (331 amino acids)
Biological process (GO): regulation of DNA-templated transcription
Molecular function (GO): DNA binding
Source: RefSeq, a predicted model, not a curated record